CACCCCAUCAUUGGUGUCAGUGGGAGGAAUAGCGCCCCAUCAUUGGUGUCAGUGGGAGGAAUAGCGCCCCAUCAUUGGUAUCAGUGGCAGGAAUUGCGCUCCAUCAUUGGUGUCAGUGGGAGGAAUAGCGUCCCAUCAUUGGUAUCAGUGGCAGGAAUUGCACCCCAUCAUUGGUGUCAGUGGGAGGAAUUCCGCCCCAUCAUUGGUGUCAGUGGGAGGAAUUGCGCCCCAUCAUUGGUAUCAGUGGGGAGAAUAGUACCCCAUCAUUGGUGUCAGUGGGGAGAAUAG
This is a messenger RNA of Staurois parvus, 288 nucleotides long. The record is from the annotation of a GenBank genome assembly. Lineage: Eukaryota; Metazoa; Chordata; Amphibia; Anura; Ranidae.